This is a messenger RNA of Effrenium voratum, 3150 nucleotides long. The record is from the annotation of a GenBank genome assembly. Lineage: Eukaryota; Dinophyceae; Suessiales; Symbiodiniaceae.
AUGGCCGCCAUCUUCCCAGAGCCGCCGAGUCUGUGGCGGCCGCCGGGGGCCGCGCUGGGCACGCCGGCGCUGGACUUUGUGCGGGUGGACUUCGGAGUCAAAGAGGAGCUGAGGAAGAAAGCCGAGGAGGUGAGCAAGCUUCAGCAUUCGACUUUUCCGCGGCAGGCCUGGGCCUGGUGCGAAGAUGAGGCGCUGGGAGUGCUGCCGGGCAGUGAGGUGCUGCACACCUACAGCUUCCAGCUCUACGAGGACUUCUCCGAGCGCCUCACGGAUCAGGUGAACCCUGACGCGCUUUGCAUCAGUACCACGCCAACGACCAUCCGCUUUAAAUCCGAUAGGGUGCGGGAGGUUCGGGGCCAUGAGAACCGCGCUUUGGUGAGGGACCUCUCGAGGUGCUGGCGCCUGCAAAAAACGGCCAAGGAGGGGUGGGCUGAGCAGAGCUGCUACAACAUUGGCUAUGCCCAUCAGGUGUGCCCCAGUGAAGCCUGGGACGAUUUGCUGGUGGUACGCAGCCAAGAUGUUCAACUGUGGGAUCUGGAGCAGAACGAGGUCGUGAGCACAUGGGACGAGAGGGUCUAUGCUGGGUGCCUUUUGGGCGCUGACAUGAUGAUGUUAGGUGGGGGCGGGGAGCUGCUCUGGCUGGACAUGCGCACCAGGCAGAAGACCACAGCCUGGGGUGGCCCUAAGUUGCCGGACUUGUGCCACGAAGGUUUGAAGUUGCGUGAGCUGUCGCUGUGCCCUUGGCAGCCCUGCCAUCUGGUCGCCACUUCCGUGGGCUCGGCUCAUCUGCUGCUCUUCUUCGACGUGCGGCAGAUGAGCCGGCCGCUGUGGCAGCAGCGCUUGCCGGACCGGCCCAACGCGAACAUCCGGCACGUGGACCAGGGCCACCCGGAGCGCCGCUGGGCGGUGACCUGGGCCUUGGGGGAGUCCAACGGCGCGGAGGCCCGGUGGCUCACCGCGGCGUGCCUGGGGUCCCGAGACAUGGUGGCCACCAGCUGGGUGGGACCCAACCUGGGCGCGUGUGAGCACUCCCUCCACCGGAGCUUCCUGAAGGACAGGUGCGCGGGCCUGCUGGUGCCUCACGUGGCCGGGGGCCGGCAGGCCCUGCCAGUGGUGGCCCUCAUGGAAAAGUCAGGCCCUAUGGGCUUCUGGCUGGAGCCUCCUCGGGAGGGGGGGAGCAGACCGCUGCCUUUCCCGGACGACCUGAAGAAGCGGGGGGCUGCGGAGUUCUCUUUGCUCGACAGCAUUUUGGAAUCCCUGCAGUACCUCAAAGCCUGCAAGGUGAAUGACAACCUGCGGAAGCUCAUCUUCAAACAAAUGCCUGAGGAGUUUACACCACAAAUCAUCAACAGCCCAGAGGGCAUCAACAAGUUUCAGAAGAUCUGCGAUCAUCUUCGCAUUUAUCGGAUCUGGAGACCUGGGCUGGACCCCCGAAUCGUGAAAUUUCACGCGCUUCUUUUCCUCCAAGACCAGGUCCUCUUCAUCGAUGCCAACAACCAGGUCACUGCGGUGCCUGUAGGCGCCCGCCGCAGGCCCGAGCUGCUGCCGGUGGAGCCGGAAGAUCUCGUGGUUUGCCUCUACCGAAACGACACGCCCGUUUGCCACUUCGAGAGCAUCCAUGCGCCCCAUGAGGCGCUCCUCAAGGCCAUGGAGGAGUCGCCCGAGCCCGCGGAGCCCGUGUCGCCGACGGCCCAGCCGGCGUUUUUGAAGCCGGUGAAGCCCGAAACCGACGAGGCGAUCCCGGAGGCGCUGUACUGGCUGCACAGCGAGGCCGACUCCGUGUCGGCGCUGCUGGGUGCUCUGGGGCUCGCGGAGGAAAAGUUGCACGAGGAGUCGGAGGAGGAAAGGAAGAACGCCGCAUGGGACUGGGACAGCGAGGCAGGGCUCUUGGCGCAACGCCAGGCCGAGUUGCUGGCGCAGCCGCCGCCAGGGAAACCUCCGUGGAGGAAGUUCAAAUUCUCGCCUUGGGCGGAGAACGGCUGGGGGAAGUUCUGUGCGGCCCGCAAAGCGGCCGAAGCGGCGGCCGGAGCGGAUCCAGAAGUUGAGCGGCAGGAAGAGGAGGGAGCUGGGCUCGAGGCCGUGUCGGCGCCAAAGUCUCCUGCCGCCGGGAUUGAGGCAGACGAGGAGCAGUGCCUGGCGGUGCUGCAGGCCCUGAAGUUCGGGGAGCCCGCGGCGGCGCUCUCGGUGCCCUUCGCCCAGCGCACCGCCGCGGUGCUGCAGCACCUGGGCGCCCGGCUCUCCGCAGACUGGCGCCUCGCGGAAGGCCCGCGGAGCUCGGAGGUGCUGCACCUCACGGAGCUGGUGAUGCUGGCGCACCAACACGGGCGCCUCAGCUGCGACGUGCCGAGCCCCGGGGCCCAGGCGGCGGUCCGAGUGCUGCUCCGGGCGCUGGUGCGCGCGAACCUGGUGCGCUGCUGCACACAGAUGUUCGAGGAGGGCGCGGCGGAGAUGUACUGCGGCCUGCCAGAGGAAUCGGAAGAUGACCCGGUCAAGCUGCACAGGGAGGAUGUACCGACGGACUUCUUCGAUCCGCAGGACCCCUUUCUUUCCUGGCAGGAACCGGGGCAGGCUUCAAGCCCGGUGUUGCCGCUGGUGGAGGUGGACACGAAGGACAAUCCAGCGGCCCCCGCUCCACGGCAUCAGAACACGGAGGAGGCGGUGGAGAAGGCAUGGGGCAAGAUUGUCAGCAGACUCCCCAGCAAGGAUCUGGAGGUUUUGUCCGCCUGGAUGCGGGAGAAGGGCAGCCUGGACUUCACCAAUGAAGCGGAGCAUGCGAUGAUCUGGGCAAAGCCAACCGCCGCCUUGAGGACGCAGCUGGUGGUUCUGGCCCUGCAGCUGCUGGAGCAGACGUCGGAGGAGAUCCCUAUGCCUUCUGCGCCGCCGCCGAUGCGGGGGGACUGGCCAGAAGCAGACGGGCCAGAGAUGCUGAUGAGAACAUGUGGGACGGCAUGGUGGCGGACCUGGGCUACCUCGUCCCCUCGGCGCCCAACGGCGACUUCCGGACCGAGGCCCCCGGCGCGCAGCACCGCCGCAGCGAGUGGCACCGGUGCGCCGCCAUGUGGCGGCAGAGGCGCGCCAGGCUGCGCGCGAGCGAGGACGAGGAGCAGGAGGAGGAGCAGGAGGAGGAGAGAUGCAACCGCUCCCGGAUGA